Molecule: messenger RNA, 2287 nt
Organism: Bombus impatiens (common eastern bumble bee)
Lineage: Eukaryota; Metazoa; Arthropoda; Insecta; Hymenoptera; Apidae
Product: phospholipase B1, membrane-associated-like
Exons: 10
Coding region: 625-1869 (414 amino acids)
Biological process (GO): phospholipid metabolic process
Molecular function (GO): glycerophospholipase activity
Source: RefSeq, a predicted model, not a curated record
CGACGACGGAUAUACGUAGUACAUAUGUACGUUUCUUUCACUGACUUCGUUCAUGUCGUAUACGAUCUCUUGCUUGUAGUGGAAAUAACGAAGAUUAUUUUUUCCCUCUAUAUUUUUGUGAUAUUUUCUUUGCAAUUUUUUAAUGCAGGCAACAUUAUAGUUCGUAUAAAGAAAAUUAAAAACAGUGAGAAAGUGCGCGAUUAAAAUUUAGUGAAGAAGAAGUGAAAAUGAUCAAUCAUUGCGUUAAAGCCGAUGUGUAAAGAAGCUUAAGGAAUCACGAAUGAAUUUCUCUUGAAAGCUCGGGUGUAAAUUAAAAUGAAGCAUCGUCGGGCCUAGUUUUGGUUGAAACGACUGCAAGAUAUUGAUACACGGAGAAGUUACAUUUUUCAUUGAUGUUUUACUUCGAAGACCGUAUGUCACGUGAAAUAACCAGGACAUGCUUGAAGGAAGCUCGAGUUCAAGGUUUCGGCAACGGUAACGACAUCGAUACAAAGAAAGAAGAGAAAGUUUCAUUCGUUGAAAUAAAUCUCUCGAGCUACUAUAAACCUUGAAACCUCAAAAGGAAAGCAUUGAAAAAAUAGCACGAAAUUUUUAGCAAAUCCUUUGAUUCUCGUGCGCUGCAUCAUGAGAAUCGAAACCAAGUAUCCGCCGUUGAUCUUAAUACUAUUGCCAGCAGUCGCGGGUUCUUUCGUGGACCUGUUGCGAAACAUGCUUCAAUCAGGAAGGGAUGAUGUCGACAAAAAUGGAAUUGUGUAUCCUGUGAUAUAUGGUGGCAUAAGAAGUCAACCUCAUGUUCCUGAUCAUGUGCCAUUUCCGUGUAAUGUACAAUUUGGGAGAUCAUUAUCACCCCCUGACAGUGUUCAUCGUUUACGACCUGGUGAUAUAGAUGUAGUCGGUGGACUGGGCGAUUCGUUGGUCGCAGGAAGCGGAGCUCUAGAAGAGUUUGCAGUAGGAACAUUUAUAGAAGCACGUGGAGUUAGCUGGUGUGUGGGUGGUCAAGGUGAUUGGAGACGAUUCUUAACCGUUCCUAAUUUGCUAAAGGUGUUCAAUCCCAAUUUAAUAGGAUAUUCAACGGGCACAGGUGAAUUUAUCUCAACGAAGGCGAAACUAAAUGUAGCCUUUCCUGUUGCUGCUACGGAAGAUGCGCUACAACAAGCUCGGAUUCUUGUUCAGAGGAUCAAAAGGGAUCGAAGAAUAAACAUAAAGAAGCAGUGGAAGCUGAUUACAAUCUUCUUCGGCGCAAACGAUAUUUGCUCCGCGGAAUGUUUCAAUCGUGCACAAUUUUCGCCUCUUCGCUACGCUCUUCAUCUGCGAAGGACGUUGGACUUCUUGAAAAUUGUUCUACCUCGUACAUUAGUCAAUCUUGUGCCAGUCAUAGAUGUUACAGUUUCUAUUAGGUUACCACAAAGUACCAUGUGCCAUAUAUUACAUCCACUUUACUGUGCUUGCAUGCACAGAGGUAAUCGACCGGACAUUGCGGCUUCGAAAAUGUCGCAUCUUUAUCAGCAAGCCGUCGAAGCUUUAAUAUAUUCAGGAAGAUACGACACGUCUCCGAAUUUUACGGUGGUAUUGCAACCGUUCAUUAAAUUAUUUAAUGCUCCGAACGCAAACCCAAAGCGAGCACCACCGAUUGACCCUAGUCUGGUGACGUACGAUUGCUUUCACUUCAGUCAAAAGGGACAUGCAUUAGGGGCGAAUUUACUGUGGAACAAUAUGCUGGAACCAGUCGGGAAUAAAACCGAGCAUGGGCUACCAGAAAUAUUUGAAAGGCUUUUGUGUCCGAACGAGAGAGCGCCGUACAUUUUCACGAAUGUAAAUUCGAGAUAUUUUCGAAUGACAGGACGCCAGGAUGAGACCAUACCCAGAUAACAAACGGAGUAACACUGACAGCGACGUUUUCUCUUGUGAUAAUUACUGAUACGUAUCUCAAUGAAAAAUCCACCGUGUCAAUUUUCACGUUUACAUGCACGCAGAUAUUCGUAAAUAGACGUGCAAAGUGAAAAAGAUGAAGAACAUGAUACCUUAGCACCCUGAUUAUUACCUAAACUAAUUAACUAUAAUACAAACGGAUAAUCCAUUUGGACAGCUAAAGAGUGAAAUUAUGAGAUAAUUUAUAUUUAUACAAUUUAUGUUUUUUACCUUCAUUUACAAUGACAGAUAAAGGAAAGUUUAUGAAAUAGACGAAACGAAAAAUCACUGUAAUUUUACAAAAUGGAACGAUGUUGAAUCACAACAAUGAAUAAUGUAAUUAACCGUACUGAAAAUAAAUUUGAAAUGUUAUGGUUAU